AUGGCAGCCGCAACUCCUUCGUUCAAAGAGGAACUCGCUCUUCUACCGAUGUUGAAGGGGGAAAGCAACUUCCCCAUGUGGACCAAACGGUUGAGGUCUUUCCUCAAAAGCAAGGAUCUAUGGAGCGUCGUCAUCGCCGACCCUGGACCAAAUCCCACUGCUCGAAUCAAGAAGCAAAUGGCGGAAGCAGGCUAUGCCAUCACCAUGAGGAUCGCCGACUUCAUCCACAACGGCCUGGUCACGGAAGAAAACGAAGACAAUGGUUACUUGAUCUGGAAGGACGUCAAGGACACCUAUGCUCGAUACACCACCCAUCGGUACACGAAGUGCAUGACCAACUGGCAUGCAAUCAAAUAUGAAGGAAAAAUGCUUCCUUUCAUCCGUGAUAUUCAAGACUCUCUCGAUGCCUUUGCGUCCAUAGCUCAUCCCAUGCCCAGCAAGGACGUCUGCAGUGUGAUUGUGUCGAAACUAUCACACACUAGACGAGCUCUCACCGAUUCCUUUGUCUUCAAUGCAGACAUCAUGCAAAACCAUCUGCUCCUCAUCGCAAGACUCAAAGACGUCGCGGAAGAAGAAGAAGAGGAACCGAAGAGAAAGGAAAGAUCGGCCGUGGCUCUCAACAACACCCGAACUCGUCCUCCAUCAGGUUGUCGUAAUGGUAAGCAUCAUCCAGAUGCUACACACCCAGAAGCCACCUGCUGGUCCUUGCACCCAGAGAUGCGGCCCAUAAGAAAACCUCGCCAGAAUCCCUCUCAGCACCACACAUCAGCUCCCUCAAACUCUGUGAACUCCAGCGCGAUCCCUCCUGUCGCCUCCCAGUUUGAAAAACCAGCUUUCAGUCAUAUCACCACUGUUAUCAUGUUGUCCGUUACUCCACAAACCCUCCCUGUGGUCCUCGACUCGGGCGCAUCCCACCACAUGUUCAACAACAUGGAUUUCUUUACCGACACUCAUGCCUGCAAUACGCCUAUCAGCACCGGCAAGAACUCUGCAGAUCUGGUCGCAACCCUUGAGGGCACUGCCUCCAUCAUGGAUUCCACAGGCAAAAUCAUUCAGCUACCUGGAUCCCUUUACGUUCCCGGACUCCGUCUCUAUCACCCGUCAAGAUGA
Messenger RNA from Puccinia graminis f. sp. tritici CRL 75-36-700-3, 1110 nucleotides. RefSeq lists its product as uncharacterized. NCBI's taxonomy places the organism in Eukaryota, Fungi, Basidiomycota, Pucciniomycetes, Pucciniales, Pucciniaceae. The record is from RefSeq and is a predicted model, not a curated record. The transcript has 2 exons. Bases 1 to 1110 code for a protein of 369 amino acids.